This is a messenger RNA of Vicia faba (fava bean), 3615 nucleotides long. The record is from the annotation of a GenBank genome assembly. Lineage: Eukaryota; Viridiplantae; Streptophyta; Magnoliopsida; Fabales; Fabaceae.
AUGUUCAUUAAGCAGGUUGUGAUUGAAGGUUUCAAGAGUUAUCGGGAGCAAAUUGCCACUGAGGAUUUCAGUCCUAAAGUUAAUUGUGUUGUUGGUGCUAAUGGAUCUGGUAAAACAAAUUUUUUCCACGCCAUUCGUUUUGUAUUGAGUGAUCUUUUUCAGAACCUUCGCAAUGAGGAUAGGCAUGCCCUACUCCAUGAAGGGGCUGGAAACCCGGUUUCAUCUGCUUUUGUGGAGAUCGUGUUUGAUAAUUCAGACAAUCGUAUCCCGGUUGACAAGGAGGAAGUGCACUUACGCCGGACAAUUGGUUUGAAAAAGGACGAGUAUUUUCUAGAUGGGAAACACAUAACAAAAACUGAAGUGAUGAAUUUACUGGAAAGUGCUGGGUUCUCUCGCUCAAAUCCAUAUUAUGUUGUACAACAAGGAAAGAUAGCAUCCCUAACCUUGAUGAAAGACUCCGAACGAUUGGAUUUACUGAAGGAAAUAGGUGGUACUAGAGUUUAUGAGGAAAGGCGUCGCGAAAGUUUGAAAAUCAUGCAGGAUACAAGUAACAAAAGAAAACAAAUUAUCCAAGUUGUACAUUAUUUAGACGAGAGGUUGAAGGAACUAGAUGAGGAGAAAGAGGAACUUAGACAAUAUCAGCACCUUGACAAGGAGAGAAAAUCCUUGGAAUAUGCCAUAUUUAACAAAGAAGUUCAAGAUGCUCGGCAAAAACUUGCAGAGAUAGAAGAAGCACGGACCAAGGUUUCUGAAACAUCAGCAAAGAAGUAUAACGAGGUUCUUGAUGCACAUGAGAAAUCCAAAGAUUUGGAGAGUAAUUUGAAAGAUAUAACAAAGGAACUUCAAAACUUUAUCAAAGAAAAAGAAGUUAUUGAAAAGCAACGAACAAAAGCAUUAAAGAAGCACACAGAGCUUGAGCUUGAUGUCAAAGACUUACGAGAGAAGAUCUCGGGAAAUAUCCGUGCCAAAGAAAAUGCUGCAAAACAACUGAAGACACUUGAGAAUAAAAUUCAAAGCUCAAUGGAUGAACUGGACAAAAUCAGUCCUUCAUACGAUGAUCUUGUUCAGAAAGAAAAAGACAUUACCAAGCGAAUAAUGGAGCGCGAGAAGAAACUCAGUAUACUCUAUCAAAAGCAAGGACGUGCAACACAAUUUUCAAGUAAAGCUGCUCGUGAUAAGUGGCUUCGAAAGGAGAUUAAUGAUCUUGAACGGGUGCUCUCUUCGAACACAACACAGGAGAAAAAGCUGAUGGAAGAAAUUGAACGGCUUAAGGAUGAAAUCCAUGGUUGUGAUGAGAAUGUCCAGAACCGUAGAUCGAGUAUUACUUCUAUGGAAUCUCGAAAUGCUCAGUCACGUGAAGGGUUUAAUGUUUAUAAAGAAAAGAGAGAUAAGCUUCAUGACAAGAGGAAGUCUUUAUGGAACCAAGAGAAUCAACUAACUGCUGAAAUUUAUAAACUGCGAGCAGAAGUUGAAAAGGCUGAAAAGAGUCUUGAUAAUGCAAUUCCUGGCGAUGUUAGAAGAGGGUUGAAUUCAGUUCGGAAGAUCUGCAAAAGUUAUAACAUUUCGGGAGUUCACGGUCCAAUUAUUGAGUUGCUGAACUGUGAUGAAAAAUUUUUCACCGCAGUUGAAGUGACUGCAGGAAACAGCUUAUUUCAUGUGGUUGUUGAAAAUGAUGACAAGUCAACUGAGAUAAUUAAACAUCUUAAUCGACAAAAAGGUGGACGUGUUACAUUUAUUCCACUUAACAGAGUAAAUGCUCCUAACGUCACUUAUCCACAAAGUUCUGAUGUCAUACCUCUUUUAAGGAAAUUGAAUUUUAAACAUGACUAUACUCCAGCAUUCAGCCAGGUAUUUGCUAGAACAGUUAUCUGCAAGAAUCUGGACGUGGCUUCAAAGGUGGCUCGAACUAAUGGUUUGGACUGCAUAACACUGGAAGGUGAUCAAGUAAGCAAAAAAGGUAGUAUGACUGGAGGAUUCUAUGAUCACAGACGAUCAAGAUUGAAGUUUAUGAAUAUGAUUAAGCAGAAUGCUGACAAUAUUCACGAUAGAGAGGAGAAAUUGGAGAAAGUUAAGUUUGAGAUACAAGAGAUAGACCAAGAGAUUAAUGAACUUGUUGCUGAGCAGCAGAAGGUUGAUGCUCAAUGUGCUCAUUACAAAUCAGAGAUAGGAGAGCUUAAGCGGGACAUUGAGAAUUCUAACAAGCAGAAGCAAGUAGUUUCUAAAGCACUUGCAAAGAAGGAGAAAUCACUUGUUGAUGUCCAGAAUCAGAUUGAACAGCUUAAGGCUAGUAUUGCUAUGAAAAAAACUGAGAUGGCCACAGAGCUCAUUGAUCAUUUAACACCUGAGGAAAAAAGGCUUUUGUCAGAUUUGAACCCUGAAAUCAAAGACCUUAAAGAGAAGCUUGUUGCAUGCAAGGCUGAGCGCAUUGAGAUCGAAGCACGGAAAGCAGAGCUGGAAACUAAUCUAACCACUAAUCUCAGGAAAAGAAAACAAGAGCUGGAGGCUGUGAUAUCAUCUGGUGAUGCUGACUCUUUGGUUGUUGAUUCUGAUUUGAAGAAGCGGGAACUUAAUGAUGCUAAAAUAUCGGUUGAUGAUGUUUCAAGUCAACUUAAAAGUGUUUCUGAUAGUAUAAAUAAACGAACCAGGCAAAUAGCGAAGAUCAAAGAUGAUAUGAAUAAAUUGAAGUCUUUGGAGGAUGACUAUGAUAGACAACUUCAGGAAGAAGCUAAAGAAUUAGAGCAAUUGCUGAGUAGAAAAAAUACAAAUUCUGCUAAAGAAGAAGAAUACACUAAAAAAAUAAGGGAGCUGGGCCCAUUGACUUCAGAUGCUUUUGAGAUGUACAAACGGAAGAAUAUUAAAGAGUUGCAAAGAAAGCUGCACAGUUGCAAUGAUAAGUUGCAAAAGUUUAGUCAUGUCAACAAGAAAGCACUCGAUCAGUAUAUAAAUUUUACAGAACAGCGAGAAGAACUUCAGAAAAGACAGGCUGAACUUGAUGCAGGAGAUGAGAAAAUCAAAGAGCUAAUAACAGUGCUAGAUCAGCGGAAGGACGAAUCAAUAGAACGCACUUUCAAAGGUGUUGCUAGGCAUUUCCGAGAAGUAUUCUCUGAACUUGUACAGGGGGGCCAUGGUUAUCUGGUUAUGAUGAAGAAGAAGGAUGGUGAUCAGGAUGAUGAUGACCAAGACGAGGAUGGUCCUCGGGAAACUAAUCCAGAGGGGAGAGUAGAAAAGUACAUUGGGGUGAAAGUGAAGGUCUCUUUUACUGGACAAGGGGAGACACAGUCCAUGAAGCAGUUGUCGGGGGGUCAAAAAACUGUUGUCGCACUUACACUUAUCUUUGCCAUACAGAGAUGUGAUCCGGCUCCCUUUUAUUUAUUCGAUGAGAUUGAUGCAGCAUUGGAUCCACAGUACAGAACUGCUGUUGGAAAUAUGAUCCGGCGCCUGGCAGACAUAGCAAACACUCAAUUUAUCACAACAACUUUCCGCCCAGAGCUAGUUAAAGUUGCCGACAAGAUAUAUGGAGUGACACAUAAAAACAGGGUCAGCCGUGUUAAUGUUAUAUCCGAGAGUGAUGCUUUGGAAUUCAUUAAUCAGGAUCAGACGCAAAAUGCUGAAUAA